Messenger RNA from Annulohypoxylon truncatum, 2654 nucleotides. RefSeq lists its product as uncharacterized. The transcript is spliced from 4 exons. The record is from RefSeq and is a predicted model, not a curated record. Bases 212 to 2347 code for a protein of 711 amino acids. Lineage: Eukaryota; Fungi; Ascomycota; Sordariomycetes; Xylariales; Hypoxylaceae.
GUUUCCAAAAGGCACCUGCAAAACUAUAUAAAGCAACUACCUCAAUAUUAACUUUUGAUACUACUAAUCUGCCGCAUCAAUUUCCCUUGUUUCCCUUCUCCCACACCUAAACUACCUAGGGAACUAAAUAACACUCCCGUUUAGACGAGACGAAGAUAAUACAGCACUUCUUUCGAUCACCGUCUAAUAUCAGCCUCGAAUCCACCUCGUCAUGGCCGGACGUCGACGCCGGGCGCCGUCCAACUCGACAGUCGCAACCGUCAACGAAGCGGCUAUACAAUACUACCAAGAAGAGACCGUACUAAAGCCCGUCUCUUCUCGAGCACACCCCGACGACUGGCCAUGCUUUCUACUUACCGAUGCGACCAUUUACCAUAAGGAUGGUACAUUGGCAAAUCUGUUACAUGUCGAUUUGGAGGGGCCUUUGAUUGUCCGUGGAAAAGUCGAAGUUGAGAAAGACCAAGAAAGAUUCUUGGUCAACCGACACAUCAAGGACCGGUCACCUCGGAUUCAAAUUCAGAACACACUGUCAUUCUCCAUUGGCUUGAAAGAGGAUGGUCUACCGAUGCCUGUGCUCUGGGCUAGUGGCGGAGCAGGCUGGUAUGAAAUCGUCCCUUCCGAAGCCUAUAAAGCUGUAUGCGACACCAUGUUCCAAGGCAUAUCUCUUCACUAUGCUAUAUUGGACGAGUAUGACGCCACGCUUGAAGAGCUUCACAAGAAAAAGAAGAACAGGAACAAGACGCUAAGCGACGUCAAGCUAUCUUUGGAUGAUGUCCUGUUUAAGUAUGCCGUGACUGUUGGUGACGGCAUUACUUUAUCAGAAGCCCACCAGCGAACUAGAGACCAGGCCAUCUUCUUACUCUCGCACUUUCCUAAAGGCACUGAAUUCCACAAUUGGUUGACGAAUGAAUUUCCUACUAUUGUAAAACGACUGGCGAAAAAAGAAUCCAACGAUUCCAAAACUUCUGGAAACGAAGGAACAAGCCCUCUGGUCGCCGUUCCAUACCCGUCAUUAGAAAAGUCUAGUUCUCUCGAAGUUGUCGACAUCAAGAAGAAGGGCAGACCGCCAUUGCGAAACUCGGCUUCGAGGUCCCUUCGCUAUAGUGGGGCAGCCAGUUCGGAUGCGCCCGACCUAUCUAGUGAUGAACAAACCCCAGCGAACCUACCCAAGCCCAAACAAAAGUCUCCUAGCAGAAUUCGUUUGGAGUCCACCCGUAGUGUCGACAUGAUGAUUCUUGACGUUCCUGAUGAUCAAAAUCGGGACUCAGACGCAGCUGACGAUAUAGCGAGACUAACUCCACAAGAAGCGAGUAGAGCCCAUUCGGAUACUGCAUCCUCGUUAUCUCUUGUAGUUGAGGCCCUGCGAGACAUCCGACAGGAAAUGCUUGACCUGCUAGAAGAGGGUAAACAAAAGAAGCAUCCCGACGACAUGAGUCCUAAGGGCUGGUGCACUAAACUCUACCUCGAAUUAAGCAUUAGAAACCCCAAAGCAUUACCAGAGGUCUGCGAAUACUUCGCCCGAGACCUUGUACGGCUCCUCGGACCAGAGUGGUAUAAAAGCCAGUUCUAUAAGUGGGUGAAGGAUAACUUUGAUACGAAACCCAAGUUCGAGUUUAUUACCGAGGACGACAUCCAGAAAAUUGCCAGGCGCAAGAAGAAGGGAAAAGUUUCACGUGAAGAAACUCAUUCGACUCCCGGGACCAAAGAGCUACCAGUAAGAACCGGAGGAAAGCACCCGCCACGAAGAGGUCGCCCUAGUGGUAAAAUGGCAGUAUUGCGUCCUCCUACCAGUAGCAAGAAGCGCUUGCGCCAUGAAACGAGCUAUGAAGAUGACGAAAUGGAUAUUGACGAGGAUGGCAUUUUGAAGAAAACAUCGAAGAGAUCUAGAUACCUUGAUGAUGAAGAUGAGGAUGUAGAUGAUACAAGUUCUUCAGUCGAUGACGACGAUGACGACGACGACGAAGCCGAUAAUACGGACUCCCCACUUACCCGAAUAGUCAUCCGCGCCAAUAAGCUACCGUCCACCUUUCCCAAUGGACCAGAUCAAACGUGGACAUGUGAAGAGCCUGAUUGUGGAUACGUCGUUCGAGCUGCCGACGAGGAAGAUGGCCGCGCCCUCAUCCACCAACACUACGAGGCACACGAGAAGGAGGCGCGAGACGAGGCGGAACAGAGCAAGGCGAGCCUUAUGGAACUUGCCGUCCAGGAGUCCCAGAAGGGACAUAUCCCUAUCAAUCACUUGCUAGAGAAGAUCCGUGGCAUGGGGGAGAAAGCACAGAAGCACGGCGAGACGCAACUUAACGGCCAGACCGUCCCACAGCAUAUCAAGCGUGGCCUUCUGGCAUAGAACCGUCCAUACUCCGCAUCGUGUGAAGCCUUAUUAUUCUUUUUGCUUUUUAACAUUCCUUUUCUGAUUCGGAGCGUCUGGGAUAUAUAUGGACGGUGGCUAGCCUCUGGGACGGCAACGAUCAUGGUAAAGGGAUGAUACCCGGUUGUUUAUGGUGUCCAGGUGUUUCUGGGGAAUCAGAAUAAGGUACUCAGCACUUCAUAUACAUGGCUAGACUUGAGUAGUGUUCCUACGAUAUACUAGUCUAGACGGAUAUGUUACGGUCGUUGUAGUGUGCUACAUUGGAACUUAUUUAUACAAUGCCGCC